AUGUGGCCAUUCGGGUCGUCCUACCCGACCGUCGCGGCGGCCGAUGUCGACAACCAAACCUUUGACUACAUUGUCGCGCACAGCAGGCUGCGUCCUAGCCUGCGUCUCUCCGAAUCCCCCAAUGUCUCCGUCCUCCUUCUCGAACGCGGUCAAAUACGCGACAAUUUUCUCUCCCGGAUCCCUCUGCUCUCUCAAAACUACAACUUUCCUCUCCUCCAAUCCGUUGUUCGACACUCCGAACCCAUCCCCUCAGCCAACAACCGGCGCGCAGCCGUCUGGACUGCCGAAACUCUAGGUGGCGCUAGUCGCAUCAAUGCCAUGCUUUGGACGAGGGGGGUGGCUGGCGGGUACAACGCUUGGUCCGAGGAGUAUGGACUUGACGGUUGGAGUUGGGAAAAGGUGGAACCGGCUUUCAGAAGCAUUGAAGGCAUAGUUGAUAUCAGAAAGCCGGGGCUUGAGCUGGAAUGCAUACCGUUUGUUGAAGAAGCGGCGAAGAGGGUUGGGCUACCCGUGGGAGAUGGUGUAAAUGCUGCCGAGGCAAAGGCGCAAGGCAUCAUGCCUUUGGAGCAGACGCUUGAUGGGAGAGGUCAGAGACUUUCAGCCUACAAGGCUUGGUUGCCGCGGGAGGUGGCCAGGGAGCGGAGGAAGAGGCUGAUAAUCUGUCCUGGAGUGGUGGCUUCGAGGCUGCUUUUCAACAAGGAUGGGACACGCGCGAUCGGCGUGAGGAUUCAAAGCGGCGACCACGAACACACUGUUCAUGCUCGGAGGGAGGUCAUCCUCUGCGCUGGGACCAUUGGUACACCCCAGCUGCUGAUGCUGAGUGGCAUCGGUCCUCCCGAGCAGCUCGAGUCUAUCGGGGUUCCAGUCAUUCGCAACCAUCCAGCGGUGGGACAAGGUCUUUCCGACCACGUGAAUCUCCCCAUUAUCAUGGAACUUCCACGCAAACACACCAUCCACUGCCUCGAAAACGCCCUUGUCUUCCUGUGGCACCUCCUCCUCUACCUCUUCCUCGGCAAGGGCCUACUCGCCAGUGGCUCCACACCCAGAAGCAUUUUCGUACGCACAUCGGCACUUGACGAGGAUACUCUGACCGUCCGGACAAGAGACCCCUCAGACCAGGACACCAUGGACGCUUCCCUGGGUCGGAACAUCCCCGAUGUCGAGAUCAUAAUAAUCCCAAUCAGUUGUCUCGCUGUGAACGUCCCGGGCAGGGCAUUUUUUACCUGGUACACGACUCUCGUACAGCCGCAUUCGAAAGGGCACAUCGAGCUUGCAUCGGCCGAUCCCUUGGCGGAUGUCAAGAUCUUCUAUCCAAUGAUGACUGAUGAGAGGGAUCGAGCGACUAUGAAGAAGGCUGUGCGAUUCAGUAUGCGCUUGGCGGAGGAGUUUGGCAAGACUGGGUAUCCGUAUGAGGCCCCGCUGGCGUUUGCACCGGGAAUGGAUUUGGGUUACUUGGACUCGAUCUACGAAUCCAAGCCGGGAUUAUGGCAAAGACUUUGGGGAAAGGAGAAGCCGGCGGAUGAAGAACCGGUCCCUGUGCCAGGUAAAGAUCUCUUGCCUGGAGCCGGACAACCAUCUCCUGCCUUCUCUACACAAAUCACCCACCAGGACUCCAAAAAGCUCGAUUGGCGCACGGUCACAGAUCAGGAGAUAGACGCCUAUGUCUCCCGCGUCUGCGUGUCCAGCCUUCACGUCUCCUGUACCUGCCGAAUGUCAAACAACCCAAGAGAAGGAGUGGUCGACCAGAAGCUCAAGGUCCACGGCGUUGAGAACUUGAGAAUCGCAGAUGCUAGCGUGUUUCCCAAGAUCCCUAGUGCGCAUACGAUGGCGCCGGUGGUGAUGGUUGCAGAACGUUGCGCCGAGUUUGUCAAGGCAGAAUGGGAGGAGAGGAAAGACAGAUGA
This is a messenger RNA of Sordaria macrospora k-hell, 1902 nucleotides long. The record is from RefSeq and is a predicted model, not a curated record. Lineage: Eukaryota; Fungi; Ascomycota; Sordariomycetes; Sordariales; Sordariaceae.